Charadrius vociferus (killdeer) is the source of this 2406-nucleotide messenger RNA. It is a transcript of the gene GHR, whose product is annotated as growth hormone receptor. Gene Ontology annotation, molecular function: peptide hormone binding; cytokine binding; growth factor binding. NCBI's taxonomy places the organism in Eukaryota, Metazoa, Chordata, Aves, Charadriiformes, Charadriidae. Gene Ontology annotation, cellular component: external side of plasma membrane; growth hormone receptor complex; cytosol. The coding region runs from base 96 to 1931 and encodes 611 amino acids. The record is from RefSeq and is a predicted model, not a curated record. Gene Ontology annotation, biological process: growth hormone receptor signaling pathway; positive regulation of receptor signaling pathway via JAK-STAT; positive regulation of peptidyl-tyrosine phosphorylation. The transcript has 9 exons.
GUGCUGGGAUGGCUGGAGAAGGUCCCCAUGUGCGGUUGAGCUGAGGGAGGCGUGAAGCACCAUCCAUCCCCUGCUGACAUUUGAGAAUUGGAGGUAUGGAUCUUCGGCAUCUGCUGUUUACUUUGGCACUGAUCUGUGCAAAUGACUCACUUUCUGCAAGUGAUGAACUUUUGCAGUGGCCACAGAUCAGCAAGUGCAGAUCGCCUGAACUGGAGACAUUUUCAUGUUAUUGGACUGAUGGAAAUUUUUAUAACCUCACUGCUCCAGGAACAAUACAACUAUUGUACAUGAAAAGGAAUGAUGAAGACUGGAAAGAAUGCCCUGAUUAUAUCACUGCAGGAGAAAAUAGUUGUUAUUUCAACACGUCCUACACCUCUAUUUGGAUACCGUACUGUGUUAAGCUUGCCAAUAAAGAUGAAGUAUUUGAUGAAAAAUGUUUCAGCGUUGAUGAAAUAGUACUGCCUGAUCCUCCUGUCCACCUUAACUGGACUCUGCUAAAUAUUAGUCAGACUGGGAUCCAUGGGGAUAUUCAAGUAAAAUGGGAUCCGCCACCAACAGCAGAUGUUCAGAAGGGAUGGAUUACUCUGGAGUAUGAAUUGCAGUACAAAGAAGUUAAUGAGACAAAAUGGAAGGAGUUAGAACCCAGGCUCUCAACAAUGGUUCCACUGUACUCUCUGAAGAUAGGAAGAGAUUAUGAGAUAAGAGUCCGAUCAAGACAACGUACCUCCGAAAAAUUUGGCGAGUUCAGUGAAAUCCUUUACGUAUCUUUUUCUCAAACAGGCAUUGAAUUCGUUCAUUGUGCUGAAGAAAUUGAGUUUCCAUGGUUCUUGGUUGUUAUCUUCGGAGCAUGUGGGCUGGCCGUAACAGUGAUUUUAAUCCUGCUGUCUAAACAACCAAGGUUAAAAAUGUUGAUUUUCCCUCCUGUGCCAGUUCCAAAGAUUAAAGGGAUUGACCCAGAUCUCUUGAAGAAAGGAAAGCUAGAUGAAGUGAACUCCAUCUUAGCCAGCCAUGACAACUACAAAACACAGCUAUACAAUGAUGACUUGUGGGUUGAGUUUAUCGAGUUGGACAUAGAAGACCCUGAUGAAAAGAACAGAGUCUCAGAUACUGACAGGCUCCUGAGCGAAGAUCAUCUGAAAUCACACAGUUGCUUGGGAGCAAAGGAUGAUGAUUCUGGACGGGCCAGUUGUUGUGAACCAGAUAUUCCAGAGACAGACUUCAGUGCAAGCGACACAUGUGAUGCCAUCUCAGAUAUUGAUCAGUUCAAAAAGGUAACUGAAAAAGAGGAGGAUCUCUUGUGCCUUGAUAGAAAAGAUAACGAUGAGUCAAUUCCCAGCCUUGCCGACAUAGACACCCAACAGCCGCGUAUGAGUACUCAGUCCGAAAAUAGCCAGCCACGGCCACCUUUUGCAGGCAGCAUUGACUCAGCUAGUCCAUCAGUCCAUGCCCAGCUAAGUAACCAGAAUUCAUUGACAAAUACUGACUUUUAUGCGCAAGUGAGUGAUAUUACUCCAGCGGGCAGUGUUGUACUUUCACCAGGGCAGAAAUCCAAGGUGGGGAGAGCACAGUGUGAAGGCUGCACAGAACAAAACUUCACCAUGGACAACGCCUACUUCUGUGAGGCAGAUGUGAAAAAAUGUAUUGCUGUGACUUCCCAUGAAGAGGAUGAGCCGCAUGUUCAGGAGCAAAGCUGUAACGAGGACGCUUACUUCACCACAGAGAGCCUUACCACUACUGGUGUCAAUCUUGGAGCUUCAACAGCAGAAACCCCAAGUUCAGAGUUGCCUGUCCCAGACUAUACGUCUAUUCAUAUCGUUCACUCUCCACAAGGCCUUGUGCUCAACGCAACAGCACUGCCUGUGCCAGAAAAGGAAUUCAACAUGUCGUGUGGCUAUGUGAGCACAGACCAGCUGAACAAAAUCAUGCCGUAGCUCUUCUUUGACUAGGUGUGUGCAGUAUUUCACAGCAGAGAGUCAGCCCGGGCUUGUAUGCUGAAACCAAAAUGAAGUCUAAAAGUUUCUCGUGGUUCUUAUAAUUUUAGCUGAAAUGUUGCAACAUAGAAUAUUCAUCAAAAUAUUCCUAUUGUGUUCUGUAAAUAUUAUCUAUAAAUUUGUCUUGAGACUGUUUUACUAGCAGUGACUGUCUUGUUCUUGUGGAUGUUGAUUUUUGUGAUACUAAACAUUGAAAUUACUAUGUUUAAUGUACAGUAAAUCAUGCAUUUUGAUAAAGCUAAAAAUCAGGUGGUUUAAAGUCUAAGAAUUUAGUAAGAACCAUGCUGUUGGCAGAGAUCUUUAUAUCAGUAAUUUGGAACUGAACAUAUAGGUGAAAAAACAAAAGUAGCUUGAAUGAAUAACACAUCUAUUUUGAUUUAUAUAAAUUAAUAAAAUAUAUUUUAAUAUUUUAGUC